Molecule: messenger RNA, 6353 nt
Organism: Rana temporaria (common frog)
Lineage: Eukaryota; Metazoa; Chordata; Amphibia; Anura; Ranidae
Gene: KPNA6
Product: karyopherin subunit alpha 6
Exons: 14
Coding region: 106-1722 (538 amino acids)
Biological process (GO): NLS-bearing protein import into nucleus
Cellular component (GO): nucleus; nucleoplasm; cytoplasm
Molecular function (GO): nuclear import signal receptor activity; protein binding
Source: RefSeq, a predicted model, not a curated record
CCCAUUCGCUCCGCGCCUUCAUUAGAUUGUCGUCUAGAGGCUUCCGUUAGUCAGACAUAUUGUCCCGAAGGAGCCGGGAGAGGGCCUGACAGACCGGGGGGCAGCAUGGAUUCCAUAACGAGCCCCAGGAAGGACAACAGUCGCAUGAAGAGCUAUAAAAAUAAGGCUCUAAACACAGAAGAGAUGCGCAGAAGGCGUGAAGAGGAGGGAAUUCAACUCCGCAAACAGAAACGUGAACAACAGCUCUUUAAGCGCCGCAAUGUGGAAAUGUUUUCUGAAGACCCAUCCAUGUUUGAUGGUCCAGUAAUGGAUCCCUAUGUUAGCUCAACUAAUGUUGGGGAUAGAGUUAUUACCCUUGAGAUGGUUGGGUCGCUGCUUUCUGAUGACCCUGAUCUGCAGUUGGCCACAACACAAAAAUUCCGAAAGCUGCUAUCUAAAGAGCCAAACCCCCCGAUAGAUGAAGUGAUCAAUGCUCCUGGAGUAGUUGAACGGUUUGUAAAUUUCCUUAAAAGAAAUGACAACUACACACUACAGUUUGAAGCCGCCUGGGCCCUGACAAACAUUGCAUCUGGCACUUCACAACAAACCAAAAUAGUGAUAGAAGCAGGAGCUGUGCCAAUCUUUAUCCAGCUGCUAAACUCCGACUUUGAAGAUGUGCAGGAACAGGCUGUGUGGGCACUAGGGAACAUUGCAGGUGACAGUUCUGUGUGUCGAGACUAUGUGCUUGGCUGCGACAUCCUUCCUCCUCUACUUAAUUUGCUGACUAAGUCAACUCGCCUUACCAUGACAAGAAAUGCUGUCUGGGCCUUGUCUAACCUAUGCAGAGGGAAGAACCCCCCUCCAGAUUUUGAUAAGGUGUCUCAAUGUCUUCCUGUGCUCUCACGUCUCCUGUUCAGUAGUGACUCUGACCUGUUGGCAGAUGCUUGCUGGGCGCUUUCCUAUCUUUCUGAUGGUCCCAAUGAGAAGAUCCAGGCAGUCAUUGACUCGGGAGUCUGCCGCAGGCUUGUAGAGCUUUUAAUGCACAAUGAUUACAAGGUGGCAUCACCUGCACUGAGAGCUGUAGGAAAUAUUGUUACAGGAGAUGACAUCCAGACACAGGUCAUCUUAAACUGCUCUGCCCUGCCUUGUCUCCUGCAUCUACUAAGUAGUCCUAAGGAAUCUAUUCGUAAAGAGGCCUGCUGGACCAUUUCUAAUAUCACGGCUGGAAACAGAGCCCAAAUACAGGCUGUUGCAGAUGCCAAUAUAUUUCCAGUGUUAAUUGAAAUUUUACAAAAGGCGGAGUUUCGAACUCGUAAAGAAGCUGCAUGGGCUAUCACAAAUGCUACAUCUGGAGGCACUGCAGAACAGAUCAAGUACCUGGUAAACCUGGGCUGCAUUAAGCCACUCUGUGACCUCCUUACUGUCAUGGAUUCUAAAAUAGUGCAUGUUGCCCUAAAUGGUUUGGAAAAUAUUCUGCGACUUGGGGAGCAAGAGGCAAAACAGGGAGGAGAUGGUGGUAUAAACCCAUAUUGUGGGCUAAUUGAAGAAGCAUAUGGUUUAGAUAAAAUAGAGUUUCUUCAGAGCCAUGAAAAUCAAGAAAUUUACCAGAAAGCUUUUGAGUUGAUAGAACAUUACUUUGGUGUAGAAGAUGAUGAUCCUCAGUUGGUUCCAUCUGUGGAUGAAGCUCAGCAACAGUUCAUUUUUCAGCAAACAGAGGCCCCUAUGGAGGGAUUCCAGCUAUAGACGGAAUUGGACAAUUGUGCCACCCUACCACCACAGGUUCCAUUCAGUGGGAAGUUUGGAAAGCAGCACUUCACACCGGAGUAAAGUUAAACAUGGUUUAUUAGAAGAGAUUCUAUCCCCUUCCUCCUAUUCUUGCGCUUUGUAUGUGCAGAGAAAGCUGUGAUUCUAAUGGCUUUGUGAAUGCCUCAGUUUAAACUCCAUGAGCUCAACCUUUUUAUGCUGCUUUUUGUGAGGUCUGUAUCUAAAAUGCAUACUUUCCUCCAGCGCUGAACUUUCUCUGUUUCGAAAGGUCCUGUAACUUUUUUCCUUCCCUUUUGGUUGGUUUCAAAAAGGACUUUCAGAAUUUAAACGCAUUAGAAUAAAAUGCGUUGAGCAUACUUUUGUGCUGAAGCACAUGGAGCAAAAGGAAUUUAUUAUUUUUUUUAUUUUUUUUUUGUGAAAGAUAGUGGUAUUUAAAGAAAAGGAAUAAAUAAGUAAAAUAUCUAAACUGCUGUGGGCAGUAGUGAUCAAAAUGAAGCCAUAAAUUGGAUACCCUCCAAAAGUGGUAACUGAUGGUCAUCGAACAUGGCUUUAGGUAUUGUUUCAGUCAUUUCAUCAGGAGUUUAUUUGCCAGUGGCCCCAUGCUGUACUUGGCUUUAUAUCGGACUGGGUGCUUGCUGGCAACGCAACCUCCUGCGUGCCUUAUCACCUGCCUCAAGUGGCAGUUUUCUCAUGUUUUUUGUUUCUCAUUAUCUUCCUCCCAUUGCAAAGAUAUGUUGUGUUUAAUUUUGUUUGCCACAACCGUUUAUGGCUACUAGUAGUGUUCUCAACAAGGUUCUACCUGAAACUCAUUUAAACUGUGCCUCUGAUUUACAUACUGUAAAGGACAAUUUAUGGCAUGAACCAGUCCAUUUCGGAAGGCUGUUAACCUGUAAUUCAAUGUUGAAAACUGGGACAUGGUGCAAAGAAGAAACCGAAAAUAAAUAAAAUGAGUAAAACCGGAUGCAGAAGUAGAACUCGGUGUCCAUCAUAGUCCAUAAAGGGUUAAUUCCAUUGCCAUCCUGACACACUUGGCUGCAGCACAUUUAAAAGACUGAAGAAUUCUUUGGAAACCAAGGGAACACGGGAGGGCAACAGACUAAGUGUAGUAUUAGAAAGCUUUAAUGGAUAAAAGACAAUUGGUAACUCACAAGCAAUGGAGAACAGCGCCUGUCAUCAAAUUGUCCACUUUUGUUAUCAGUAAUGGUAGCUUUAAAUGAGGGUUUUGUAGGAGAAUGGGCCAGUGUUUGGCAAAGGUUUUUCUCCAUACUCCUAUAGUGGCUAUGGUAUGGAGUAACAGAUUUCACUGUGGGAUCUUCAUCCGUUUUAGCUAUUUUACCUCAACUGGCUUUAGUAUGAUAAAGUGUAAGCUUUUUUGACUAACCCAGCUACCCCAUGUCGAAAAACAGUUUUUUUAAGACUUGAACUCUGCUGGAUAUAAUCUUCUGUACAGUUCUGCCUCAGUCUGCAAAAUUAACUUUCAGGGAUCCUUUUUUUUUUUUUUUUUUUUUUUUUUUUAAGGGUGUUUUCAUGUCCAUUUGUGAUAAUUCAUCCAUACAAUUUUAAUGCUUCCAGUAUAUGCAAGGAAAAGUGUAUUAAACAAACAAAGAACCUCUACUAAACCCCAAAAUGUGUCCGCUCACCUUUAUAGUUAAGGUCAGCUUUGCAUAAUAAUGCUUUUAGGCCUUGUUCACAAAGCUGUAAAAAUGUUACUGAUGUUGCUACACAUGUUUUCUAGGAGAAAAGAUCCGGGUGUAAUAAGUAAAUUGCUUGUGUAUAGAUGCGUUUAAACGUAUAAAGACACUUAUGCAUAUUUGUUAUGAUUUAUUUUUCCCAUUUUGCCUACAAAUGCAUAUAUGUGUUUUUAUGGGUAUGCUCAUGAAGCCCAUGUUGGCAGAUUUUUGGAUUCUGUGUUGCAGAUCUGAAAGCGGCUCAUGUGUAUGCACCUGUGUGAAUGACUCCAGUGAAAACAAUACAUACUUAAACACUUGUAUAUGCAGGUUUUUUGUUUUUACGGCCGUGUAAAUGAAGUCUUAGGACCCAGAUUGCAACAAGAUUCCUUCUGGCAGCAAAAGUCGUCAACCCAAUCAAACUACCAUCCACUUCUGAGUCUUCAAAUGCUCUUUGACACAAGCAUGUUUAAUUGGAUCCCACAAUUAUGCUCUCAAAUUUAAAACAAACCAUAGUGUUCUCUGUUUGCUAUUUAUUAAGAACUAAAAAUGCAUUCACAUACUGUUGCAAAUAGAAUCGCUUUGUACAGAGCCAGCAGCCCUGAAAUGCUGAUAAGCCGCUUACAGCCAAGAGGAAAGAUCUCGCCACUCGGUGAACAGCCAGCUCUCCCUCAAAUUGCUAGGCUCCGCUAAACGUUUUGUCAAUAGUGAUGUCUUCAGGGACACGGCACAAUUGAAAAAACAUGUUGGGCUCCCUAGUUUUCUUUUAAUACAGAGACAUUCUUUAGUUAUAUUAAACUGCUGAACCAUUUCUAACAUCGCAGCUGGACACCAAGCCCAAAUGUGUACAUAUUGAAAAUGUAAAACCUUCUAUGACCAGCUAAUUUUUAUGUACAUGUUCGUUUUUCUUGCGCUCUUAUGAAUGCCAAUAUAUUUUGAGCAUUGAUUGAAAUUUUACAGUAGGGACAGUUUAGCUCUUUAAAAAAAGCCAUAUAGGCAUAUCCCAAAUUCCACAUCCUGGAGGCACUGCAGCACAGAUUAGGUAAAAAUUAUAUGUAUUCAUUUAACUAACAAUUCUGAAAUCUGUUUACCUUUUCUCUAGGUACCUGGUAAAGCUGGGCUGCAUUAAGCCACUCUGUGACCUCCUUACUCUCAUGGAUUCUAAAAUAGUGCAAGUUGCCCUGGAAAAUUUCCUGCAACUUAGGGCGCAAGAGACAAAACUGUGAGGAGAUGGUGGCAUAAACCCAUAUUGUGGGCCAAUUGAAGACUGUAAUUGAAGUACUGUCAUGGAUUCUAAAAUAGUGCAAGUUUCCCUAAAAUGGUCUGGAAAAUAUCCUGCGACUUGGGGAGCAAGAGUCAAAACAGGGAGAAGAUGGUUGCAUAAACUUGUAUUAUGGGCCAAUUGAAGACCUUUACUACCAUGGAUUUUAAAAUGGGGACACCACACGAUCGAUGAAAUAUGUUAGGUGGAGCCUGGAAGAGUGGAGUGAUCUUUUUGCCCUUGGCUGUGAGUGGCUUAAAGUAGAGUUAAAGGCAAAAUGUUUUCUUUUGGAUAAAGUAAGGAAGGGAUUUUACCCCUGUAAAUUUUUCACCAUCUGUAUCCCAUUGGGGAGAUUUACCUUCACUUCCUGUCCCAUAGCCAAAACAGAAAGUUAGGGAAAAUCACUAGAAAUUAUGGGAAUUCCUUCCUAUUAUCUGGGGAUAACCCCAAAUUUUUGGAAUUGAUUUUACUUUCACUUAUGAUAACUUUAAACCGGAUACAGAGAGGGGGUGAAUCUCCCUAUCGGGGGCACAGACCGCACGCACAGACCGCAAUAACAAUUGACAGGUGUUAUAGUUCAUCCCCACUCUAUCAAAAACUAAAAAAAAAAAAAAAGUUUUGCCUUUUAGUUAUACUUUAACUUCAUUGCAGUGCUGCUGACUAUUAUUCUAUCUGCAUCACUAUGUGAGUGCAUUUUUAAUAUAAUAAAUACCAAAUGGAGAACAUUGUUUGUUUUAAUUUUAUUUGAGAGCAUAAUUGUGGGAUCCAAUUAAUCAUGCUUUUGCCAGAGUGUUUUUGGAGACUCAGCAGUGUAUGGCAGUUUAAUUGGGUUGAAGACCUUUUCUGCCUGGAAAAACGUUGUUGCCAUCCUUAAAGUGUUAUGUGCAAUUGACCUUUUGUGAUAAGUCAACUAUUGGGGUGAGCGGACACCUUUUUGGGGUUCAGUGGAGGUCCUUUUCUUUGGGAGAAUCUAUGUAUUGGGAAGCAUUACAAUUGGAUGGAUGGAUUAUAACAUACUGGAUUUAUACCCUCAAAAAUCUGUCUCCAUCUGUAUCUAUAUGGCUGGCCCUUGCCGGCCCUAUACCGAGAACUGAUUGAUCAAAGACCACUGAUUGUUAAGUUCUCGGGUCCGCUCUAAUCAGAGUGGUGAUUAUCGGUCACUGCUCUGCGCUCCGCCCCUCCAGUGUUUACUUGUGGUUGAGGCUGAAGCAGCUGGCUCAGGUUCGAGGAGGCUCACUGAGAAGCUCAGCCAGCUGCUGGCCAGGCACCUGGGCAGAUCCCAAUGUUACUGUUUGGACCCCUGCAAAGACUGGGCUGGCUCUGUGAUGUCAGUUGACUGUGCAGUUUAGCCUCUGUUGGCUGAAACUGGGUCACAGGAGUGCCCCACAGGAGAAGUAUGGCCAGAAGAGCUUUGGGCAUACUAUUUUAAUGGAUUCCUGAAAAGUUUGUUCAAGGUGUAAUUGGAGUUCUUUUGAAGCUGUAUAAUAAACUUACCCAUGCCAUCUCUGUGUACAGUGGGGCACUUGUGCAGUAACUGAUGGUUUGGGAUUUCUGCAUCCGGUUUGCACCUUCCCAGCAAUGUCACUAACACUUAGUUUAUUUUAACAGUUGUGACAAUAGCCUGUGCUGGUGUGGAAUUCAGAAAAAUGUAUCUACUUGAAUUAAAGUUAUAUUUAGCUGGC